AUGGUCACCAUUAACCUAACUCCUGAGGCUAAGGUCUCGUACGCCGAGGUCAUGCUCAUGGCCCGGAAGCGGGUGAAGUUGGAGGAGCUGGGCAUCACGGCGUUGAUGCCCAGACGAGCUCGGACCGGUGGCUUGGUCCUCGAGAUACCUGGGGAGGACAGGACGGAGAAAGCGGCAAAGUUGGCUGACUGCCUCCGCCAGAUGUUCAGUGGCACUGAGGUGAGAGUUGCUCGCCCUAUAAAAAUGGGCGAGGUUAGGGUGACCGAUCUCGACGACUCGGUCAUCCAGGCGGAGGUGGCGGCCGCGUUGGUCGCUGCGGCGGGUUGCUCCACUGAAGAAGUCAAAAUGGUGGAGAUUGGCACCUCCCCCCAAAGGAUGGGGACUGUCUGA
Molecule: messenger RNA, 390 nt
Organism: Osmia lignaria (orchard mason bee)
Lineage: Eukaryota; Metazoa; Arthropoda; Insecta; Hymenoptera; Megachilidae
Source: RefSeq, a predicted model, not a curated record